AUAUACUCCGUAGUUAAUAAAGGCCACCGUAUAAAAUACGGAGUGCAGCAUCAUCACCAUUCAUUAACCAAAAAUUAAAGACACUUUUGUGUUCUUGAGAAGCCAAAGUGGGAAGCAGAAACAAGAAGAAAUCAGAGUACAAAAUCAUCACCCCAAUUCCUCAGCACAAACCCUCCUCAUCUCACCCAUGGUUUGAUGCACCAAGAAUCCCAGAGAUGGGUUUCUCGUCUCAAACCCCCUUUUCCGCCGCCAUUAAAACCCCAUCAUUUCUUCUUCUUUUUCUUCUUCUUCUCCUCCUCUCCAUCCAUGUCCUCAUUUCCCAAGCCAGCUCCGAAUCUGAGUUCACCACCCUGAUUUACAAGGGUUGUGCGAAGCAGGAUUUGUCAGAUCCGGGAGGGGUUUACUCGCAAGCCCUCUCUACCCUUUACGGCUCUCUCAUUGCCCAGUCCUCCAAAUCCAAGUUCUUCAAAACCACCACUGGGAGCAGCCCUAACACUGUGACUGGCCUCUUCCAGUGUAGGGGUGACCUGUCCAAUGUAGAGUGCUAUAGCUGUGUGAACAGGCUCCCGAUUCUCAUAGACAAGCUCUGUGGCCGCCCCAUGGCCGCAAGAAUCCAGCUUUUUGGGUGCUACAUGCUCUAUGAGGUCUCCGGGUUCCCACAAAUCUCAGGGAUGGAGAUGCUGUACAAGACUUGCAGCAAGAAGAAUGGGCAGGGGAGUGGGUUUGAGGAGAGGAGGGACACUGCAUUUACCAAUUUGGUUGGAGGGAUGGGUAGUAGCUCCAAUGGGUUCUACACCACCAGCUAUGGGUCUGUGUAUGUGUUGGGGCAGUGCGAGGGCGACGUGGGGAGCUCUGACUGCGGCGAGUGUGUGAAAAGUGCUGUCCAGAGAGCUCAGGUUGAGUGUGGGAGCUCUAUUUCUGGCCAAAUCUUUCUCCACAAGUGCUUUGUUAGCUAUAGCACUUAUUCCAAUGGCCUCCCCAAGCCUUUAUCCCCUUCAUCCCCAUACCAAUCUCCUUCCUCAGGACAAAAUGCAGGGAAGACGGCAGCUAUAGUAGUUGGAGGGGCUGCAGGAGUGGGAUUUUUAAUCGCUUGCUUGCUGUUUGUGAGGAGUUUAACAAAGAAACGUGACGAUUAUUAAAGGAAAAGCAGCUGGGUUCUUAGCUGAAACAUGUACUGCAUUAUGUUAAUUCCAUCAGAGGGAAAAAUACUUGACAUCUUACUGGAGUUGGACUUAUGUUGGUGAAGAACUGAUUGGGAGUUUGGGUAGGUUUUUUUUUUUUUUUGUGGGUUGGUGGGGGUGCCAGCUGUUAAUGAAUGUUAAGUAAUUUUCUUUUGUUUUUAAUUUUUUUGGGAGGGAUGAUGCAAGAAAGAAUCCAUUUUUGUCAACAAUGAAAAUGAUUGGAAAAUAGCCCUACAGGGGUUUUG
Messenger RNA from Cuscuta campestris, 1426 nucleotides. NCBI's taxonomy places the organism in Eukaryota, Viridiplantae, Streptophyta, Magnoliopsida, Solanales, Convolvulaceae. The record is from the annotation of a GenBank genome assembly.